Aphanomyces invadans is the source of this 192-nucleotide messenger RNA. RefSeq lists its product as hypothetical. The transcript has 2 exons. The coding region runs from base 1 to 192 and encodes 63 amino acids. NCBI's taxonomy places the organism in Eukaryota, Oomycota, Saprolegniomycetes, Saprolegniales, Verrucalvaceae. The record is from RefSeq and is a predicted model, not a curated record.
AUGUCCUGCUCGCAUCCUGGGUCGGUCCACGAUUUAACGAUUCUCCACUUGCGACAAGCAAUCCAAAAGGCCAUGCUCGAGAAGACUCCGGAAGAGUUGUUGCGUCCUGACCACGGGGAAUUGUCCACUCAGGCACGUCCUGCGUGGAAUCCACCCAAAGCGGCGUCCAGCGAAUGGCAUGUUGGAUGCUGA